UUCACAACAGGCUUCCUUUCCACCUAAGCCUGAGUCGUCACCGUGGUUGUCCGCUCGGAGGUGGAGUUCGCAGAAUUUGCAUUCGGGGAUGGUCGUGCCAGCCGGCGGGCCACCCGGCGGGGCGGCCACCCUUGCAACGUUUGCUGGAGAGAUGGAACUGGAAGGGCCGCCGUCUGCCGCCAGCAAGCACUUUCUCAAGCACUCUGGGCGGCCAGGGCUUGCAAGCUGGUGGCUGGCCCCCUGAGUCCUGGGCUCCGAGGCACGGCCAUCGACUUAGGCCUUGGAUUCCCUUACCUGGAGAACCUCUGAGCUCUCACCUGCUACUUCUGCCGCUGCUGCUGCACAGAGCAGAGAGCUGGCCCUCCUCUCCUGCCCCUGUGCACAGCACACUGCCAUAGGGCAGCCAUCUCUGGACCCGGAGGAGGAGGGUCCCCGAGGACCCCCCUGCCCAGCUUGACAGCUGCUCAGACAAACACCGCAAGACCAGCCUCACCCAGGACGUCUGCCCUCCCUGCAGCCGCCGCUGCCUCCCCAAGUGCUGGAAUUACAGGCGUGAGCCGCUGCACCUGACCACACACUGAUUACCAGGAGCGACGCUCAGGAGCCCCCGGGGCAGCCACCUCCCCACCUGCGCCCCUGAGCCGCGCACCCUUCCCUUGCAGAGCCCGGGCGAGGACCCCUCCAGGAUGCAGGUCCCAAACAGCACCGGCCCGGACAACGCCACGCUGCAGAUGCUCCGGAACCCGGCGAUCGCGGUGGCCCUGCCCGUGGUGUACUCGCUGGUGGCGCUGGUCAGCAUCCCGGGUAACCUCUUCUCCCUGUGGGUCCUGUGCCGUCGCAUCGGGCCCAAAUCCCCGUCGGUCAUCUUCAUGAUCAACCUGAGCGUCACGGACCUGAUGCUGGCCAGCGUGCUGCCUUUCCAAAUCUACUACCAUUGCAAUCGGAACCACUGGGUGUUCGGGGUGCUGCUGUGCAACGUGGUGACCGUGGUCUUUUACGCAAACAUGUACUCCAGCAUCCUCACCAUGACGUGCAUCAGCGUGGAGCGCUUCCUGGGGGUCCUGUACCCGCUCAGCUCCAAGCGCUGGCGCCGGCGUCGUUACGCGGUGGCCGCGUGUGCCGGGACCUGGCUGUUGCUCCUGGCCGCCCUGUCCCCGCUGGCGCGCACCGACCUCACCUACCCGGUGCACGCCCUGGGCAUCGUCACCUGCUUCGAUGUGCUCAAGUGGACCAUGCUCCCCAGCGUGGCCAUGUGGGCCGUGUUCCUCUUCACCAUCUUCAUCCUGCUGUUCCUCAUCCCCUUCGUGGUCACCGUGGCCUGUUACACGGCCACCAUCCUCAAGCUGUUACGCACGGAGGAGGCGCACGGCCGGGAGCAGCGGAGGCGCGCGGUGGGCCUGGCCGUGGUGGUCCUGCUGGCCUUUGUCACCUGCUUCGCCCCCAACAACUUCGUGCUCCUGGCGCACAUCGUGGGUCGCCUGUUCUAUGGCAAGAGUUACUACCACGUCUACAAGCUCACGCUGUGUCUCAGCUGCCUCAACAACUGUCUGGACCCGUUUGUGUAUUACUUUGCCUCCCGGGAAUUCCAGCUGCGCCUGCGGGAAUAUUUGGGCUGCCGUGGGGUGUCCAGAGACUCCCUGGACACGCGCCGCGAGAGCCUCUUCUCUGCCAGGACCACGUCCGUGCGCUCCGAGGCCGGUGCGCACCCCGAAGGGCUGGAGGGAGCCCCCAGGCCCGGCCUCAUGAGGCAGGAGAGUGAGUUCUGAGUUCCCCGGGGUGCAGCUUGGAGAGCCAAGGGCGCAUGGAGAGGCCACCGUGCCAGAGGUUCAGGGAGAACAGCUGCGUUUCUCCCAGGCACUGCAGAGGCACCCGUGAGGGUCUCCAGGUUUCACUGAGGGUGGAGAAAUCAGCAAAGCCCAGCGGGGCACAAGGCGCUCUGUUACGCUGCAGAGGGGGCCUCUGCCUCUCUGUGCCAUGCACGAGACAGCGUGUGCCACCAUGCCCGGCUGAUUUUUGUAUUUUUUUUUAGUAGAGCCGGGGUGUCCACCCCCGAGCUCCUUAGACACUCCUCAUACCUGUCGGUCCCUGAGCAUGGACAUUUAACCAGCCCCACUCCCUCUGCCACUGGAUUUCUGGAUAUCCUCCCUGGGCGACCUGCCAGCCCCAUUCCCAGCUCCUCUCCUUGCUGACAUCGUCCCUUAGCUGUGGUUCUGGCCUUCUCUAUUCUCCCCCAGAGGUGCUGGUCUCCCUAGCGCGGUGCACACCGAAAUUGCUGUUGAUUUCACUCAGGGCCACUGUGGUGGCUGUGGUUGGAAUUCUUCCUUCAGAGGAACAAGGACAGAUGUAUUAAUUCAUCUCUGAUGACUCCGGGAGCACCUGAGGUUCCUGCAAGUCAACUACUCCCGUGUUCCCCACGUCCCCUCCCUGCCCCAUCCCACCCCCCGACCCUGGAGCUGACCACGGUGAUUUUUGGCACGGUUGUUCCGACCUGGCUUGGAGGGCGCCCCCACCCCUAUUCUGCUUCUGUGAAUCCCUGAUAGGAAAGGAGGUCCCAUCAGAUCCCUGGAACACCAUCAGGCCUCCCUGACUCAGGACGAGGACCUCGGAGGCCCAGGUGUGCAAAGGAGGCUCCAUGAGAUGGAGCCCAUCCCAACCCAAGGGUGCAGCUUGAUUCCGGAGUUCCCCGCCUUCUGCCCAUUGUCUGCGUCCUUUUCCCCCCCUGGCGAGUCCAUCUGGAGUCCGGGGAGCAGGCAACUGGCCUGACCCGUCAGACCGUUUGGAGAUCAAGCACCGGACGCAGGUGUGGACCCCAGGAACCUGCAGGGGUGUCGGUCGCUGGGCCCCCUCCAUGCUGUGUGGGUGGUGAGCAGGCUGUGUGUUUGUCUUUUUUCUUCUGCACGGGACGUGCCUGCACCAGCCCCAAUACCUGAGCUGGUUUAGGGUAAAGAAGAGCUCUGUCUCCCCACGGGCCUCCGAACAGCACAGGGAAUUGGAUUCCUGGCUCUCUUGGAUGAGAAAGACCAUUCUGGAGGCGGGAAUGGGAGAGCCGGCCAUCUGCCCAGGGUCUCUGCAUCUCCAUAGUGGGUGGCCUCGGAUGCCCAGCCCCUCCCUUUCUGUGCACUGGGGACACCGAUGGAGGCCAAAGCUGCUUGCUGUUCAGAGGCCCUCUGUUGGCGCCUCUCUCCUGCCAUCAUCACCAUGGAAGGAAAACAGAGAUGGCUCAGCAAUGAAUUCAAUCCUUCCCAAAACCCGUGUCCACCCGGAACAUCAGCAUAUGGGACCAUGUUUGAAAAUCGGCUCUUUACAAAUGUAACGAAGUAAGGCGGGGCCAUCCUGCAUUUACAAUGGGCCCCAUCCAGUGUCCCUGUGAGAGACGGAAGAGGAGACACUGACACCGAGGAGGAGGCCACGUGGAGACGGAGGCAGAGACUGGAGUGAUGCGGCCACAAGCCCAGGGACGCCUGGAGCCCCCAGGAGCUGGGAGAGGCAGGAAGGAUCCUCCCCUAGAGCUUUCCAGGGAGAGUGGCCCUGAGACACCUGGACCUCAAAUUUCUGGUCUCUAGGAUUGGAGGAGGAUAAACUUGUGUUCAGUUCCCAGUUUCUAGGAAUUCAUUUCAACAGCCCCAACCAAUGCACACACGCACUGAAUCUACUCUGACAUCCUGGAACUGUGAUGUGGACCAGUGCAAUGUGCUGGUUCCCGGGUGGGUCAUUUCGGGAGGCCCGCUGUGCCCCAGGCUGGAUCCCAGGGAGUGCUGUGUGUGUGUAUGUGUGUGUGUGUGUGUGAGCAAUAAAGCUUUUUAACCACCUGGGUGCAGGCGGACUGAGUCUGAAAAAGAGAGUCAUCGGGCCGGGCGCGGUGGCUCAAGCCUGUCAUCCCAGCACUUUGGGAGGCCGAGACGGGCGGAUCACGAGGUCAAGAGAUCGAGACCAUCCUGGCUAACAC
Messenger RNA from Rhinopithecus roxellana (golden snub-nosed monkey), 3946 nucleotides. RefSeq names its product P2Y receptor family member 8 (gene P2RY8). The transcript has 4 exons. Bases 687 to 1766 code for a protein of 359 amino acids. Gene Ontology annotation, biological process: phospholipase C-activating G protein-coupled receptor signaling pathway; positive regulation of Rho protein signal transduction. Gene Ontology annotation, molecular function: G protein-coupled purinergic nucleotide receptor activity. Gene Ontology annotation, cellular component: membrane. NCBI's taxonomy places the organism in Eukaryota, Metazoa, Chordata, Mammalia, Primates, Cercopithecidae. The record is from RefSeq and is a predicted model, not a curated record.